GAAUAAGAAGAGAUCAAAACCCAUCAAAUCAAAAUCCAAUCCUUUCUCCUUUUUCCUUACCAUGAAUCCAUCUCCGUCCAAGACCAAGAAGAAGCAUACCCACCCCCAACAGCAGGAACCGACACAAGCUGCUGCUGCAGCUGGUGGAAGGUUUCUGGGUGUUCGGAGACGGCCGUGGGGAAGAUAUGCAGCUGAGAUAAGAGACCCUUCCACUAAAGAAAGGCAUUGGUUAGGCACCUUUGACACCGCCGAGGAAGCCGCCUUGGCUUACGACAGAGCCGCCCGCUCCAUGCGCGGCUCUCGAGCACGCACCAACUUUGUUUACUCUGACAUGCCUGCUGGUUCUUCUGUCACAUCCAUUAUCUCCCCUGAUGAGCAGCAGCAAAUGCAAGCCCUACAGCAGCAGCAACAACAACAAGAAAAUAACUUUUCCUCAUCAUCAAUCUUUGUCCCUCCCUCUCAGCCAGACCCAGCCUCCAUUUUCAAUAACCAGCAGGAUUUCAGCUUGUCGCAAUGCCAAUUCUCUGACGGGUUUGGAGGAGAUGUAUGGGGUUGCUCCACUACUACUACUACUACCACAUAUCAUCAUGAACAACUCCCAGUUAUUACUAACGAUGAACUUCCUCCAUUGCCUUGUGACAUAUCCAGCAGCUUUUCGAGCUCAGUUGAUUCUUCAGGCAUUCACAAUUCUGGUAAUGAAAUGAGCCAAGGGGGAUGGAGUGAUACAACUUCAUCAGGAUUAAUGGGUCCUGAAGAUCAAACCACAAUGACAAACAGGUUCGAAUCAGGUGGAGCAUAUUUCGGGCUCAACGCUGGCGAGUAUGUUCACAGCCCGCUUUUUAGCAGUAUGCCACCGGUUUCAGAGGCAGUACCCGAUGGUUUUGAUUUGGGUUCCUCGGCUUCCUUCUUCUAAUGAUAAAGCUGUGUUGGCUGAUAUGUUCUCAGUCCCAUGUGGUUUCUUUUUUUAAUUUUUUUUUUUGGUUUUCUUACUAUGGGUUUGUGGUGGUGAGAGAGUGAGAACAUAUUAAGUUAAUUUAUGGAGUUGUUUAUAUAAAUAUAUAAUUAAGUAUG
Messenger RNA from Hevea brasiliensis (rubber tree), 1071 nucleotides. RefSeq names its product ethylene-responsive transcription factor LEP-like. The transcript has a single exon. Gene Ontology annotation, biological process: regulation of DNA-templated transcription. The coding region runs from base 62 to 913 and encodes 283 amino acids. Lineage: Eukaryota; Viridiplantae; Streptophyta; Magnoliopsida; Malpighiales; Euphorbiaceae. Gene Ontology annotation, molecular function: DNA binding; DNA-binding transcription factor activity. The record is from RefSeq and is a predicted model, not a curated record.